UUUCGACUUUGAACAGUGGCGAGGGCUCGCGCGGCUGAGCCUUGCAACCGGCUCAGGAGGCGUUGUAAUUCGUGAAAGACCAGAUAAGUACACCCCAAAAUACACUUCCAUCCUCUUUCACAAAUGCGUACAUCGAAUGGGCAACCUGAUGUUCCCAACGUUCAUGAAGCCGCUGCGGAAAAUAAUGGAAAACCAAAGGCAUAUAGCGCACUAUAUGCUCUUCAGUUGAGAGCCUUCAUAGAUGCUGCGGAGGAUGUGGACGUGGACCCAGAUACAAUUGAGGACCUACUCGAAGGUUUGGAAGACGGAGAAGAGGAAAUUCAAGAAAGCGACUUUGAUGAAGGCUUAGACUCAGAAAGUCUGGUUCUCCCUGCGCAUGAGAAGCACAGUGCUAUAGAGGGGAGUGGCUACCUGGACAAUCUCGAAGUGGAAACCGAGGUCAUCGAACGACUGAAACGAGAAGCAGAUGGAGCUUGGUCGAAAGAAGAAACCCGAAAGAUGAUGCAUCACUUGAAAGAACACGGAAUGAGUUCCUUCGUCAGAGAAUAUGUCAUCACUCAAAAUAUCCCAAUAGUGAAACUUCUUUUCGCUUUCGGGAUUUCCUUGUGCCCUGAAUUGCGGAAUAAGCAACCCCAAACAAUGCUCUAUUUUCUGCGGGUCGCGAUGUCUAAAGAGCUUCAACUCAGGGAAAAACUACCUCAGCAUAACACACUUGCGGACGCAGUUUCCCUGAUACAAGCCUCCAAGCGUGUGGUUGUGCUUACUGGCGCUGGCAUUAGCGUCUCAUGCGGUAUUCCGGACUUCAGGUCGCAUAAUGGCUUGUACGCAACGCUGAAGGAACGGGGGACCUAUGACCUUGAUGACCCUCAACAGAUGUUCGAUAUACACUAUUUUAGAGAAAACCCUGCCGUGUUCUACUCAUUUGCGAGCCAGAUAUAUCCGUCUAAUUUUAUACCUUCUCCUUGUCACCGAUUCAUCAAAGCCAUAGAAGACAGAGGCAAGCUUCUCCGGAACUACACCCAGAACAUUGACACACUAGAAACACUCACCGGAAUUACUCGCGUAUUGCAGUGUCAUGGAUCAUUCGCGACUGCUACGUGCAUCCAGUGCAGACGGCGUAUACCAGGGACCGAAAUUGAAAAAGAUAUCAUGGAACAUCGUGUCCCGUUCUGUACUGUGUGCUUAGUGGCCAAGAAGGAAGCGGAGGAAGUCCGCCAGGCUGCUUUCAGGAAAAAGGCCAAGAAGCGAGGUAGGAAGGAAUGGGAAGAGGGGAGUGAUGAAGAGGAAGAGGCAAUACCAGUUGGCGUGAUGAAGCCGGACAUCACUUUCUUUGGAGAGAAGCUCGCGGAUGACUUUGAACACGCUCUCGAGGACGAUCGAGAUAAAAUCGACUUGUUAAUCGUCAUCGGAACCUCACUGAAGGUCUCACCUGUAUCCGAAAUUCUGUCGCAUCUCCCGCAUUCUGUUCCCCAGAUUCUAAUCAACAAAACUCCUGUCCGGCAUAUCAAUCCUGAUGUUCGUUUACAGACCUCACUUCGGAUAUCGAUGGCACUAACCACCUGUUCGCAACGAUUAGAUUGUCCUUCUUGGUAAUGCAGAUGUCAUUGUUCAACACCUCUGCGAGCAGCUUUUAUGGGAGUUGCCACCACCAGUGGGGAAGCGCCUCGAGGUUCCGUCACUAGCGAGACCAGCAAAGCGCACCUCAGGUGAAAUGAUGGGCAAGAC
Suillus subaureus is the source of this 1725-nucleotide messenger RNA. RefSeq names its product DHS-like NAD/FAD-binding domain-containing protein. The transcript is spliced from 17 exons. The coding region runs from base 124 to 1593 and encodes 489 amino acids. Gene Ontology annotation, molecular function: NAD+ binding. The record is from RefSeq and is a predicted model, not a curated record. Lineage: Eukaryota; Fungi; Basidiomycota; Agaricomycetes; Boletales; Suillaceae.